AUGGCACCCUCCAAGACCCCCGGCCAAAAAGACGCCGCGAGCCAAACAUUCCUCAAGAAGCAAGCCGAAGCCCAAGGCCUAGGCGCCCCCAGCGCGCCCGCGCACAAAGAACCGCACGCGCCAGGCGAAGCGCCCGUAGCGUCGGACUCGGGGAUCACAGACGUGGGGAUCGAGGGCGGGAGCACCAACGUACCGGGGGAGAAAGGGAUUACGGGACCGCGGGUGCGGGACGAGGAGUAUGACAUGUCGAAGCCAAGUUAG
This is a messenger RNA of Annulohypoxylon maeteangense, 261 nucleotides long. RefSeq lists its product as uncharacterized. The record is from RefSeq and is a predicted model, not a curated record. The transcript is spliced from 3 exons. NCBI's taxonomy places the organism in Eukaryota, Fungi, Ascomycota, Sordariomycetes, Xylariales, Hypoxylaceae. The coding region runs from base 1 to 261 and encodes 86 amino acids.